Molecule: messenger RNA, 1574 nt
Organism: Ixodes scapularis (black-legged tick)
Lineage: Eukaryota; Metazoa; Arthropoda; Arachnida; Ixodida; Ixodidae
Product: PRA1 family protein 3
Exons: 2
Coding region: 651-1445 (264 amino acids)
Cellular component (GO): membrane
Molecular function (GO): protein dimerization activity
Source: RefSeq, a predicted model, not a curated record
ACCUUUUUUUUUUUUUUUUUCGUGAGCCGGGCGAGCAGACGACACGCGCGACGACGUAGGCACGUGUUUCGUCGCUGAUUGGCUAGCUUUUUCGAACUCUCGCCCAAUGGCGCUAGCUCAGCGAGCUACAUUUGUUCGGCGAGGGGAAAUGGCGGCUCUUUUUCAAAUCUGUACUUUUUUUUUUUAUUUUAUUAUUAUUUUUCCGCUGGUGAGGCUGCUUUGGCGUUGUUGGUGGAAUGAAGAAACGCUCGCGCGCGCGCUCUCUCUUCAAAGUCCGUCUGCUGCAAUUGAUGCGUUGGAAGCUACACGAACUUUUUUGUUGUUGGAGAGACCGCGGGCAGACCCCCUUUCUCCUCUUUUUGCCGCCACGGAAGAGCUACAGCGAAGCUGGGGCACGUCCGUCCAAUAAGCAACUCCAGCCAAACAUUUCUUCUUCCGAGAGGCGCAGACUUUAUAAUUAGAUACCCUCCCCCCUUCCACUUCCACCCCUCCCCAAAAGCCCCAAAAGUAAGCAACCCGUGCCCCCCUCCCCCUACACUCCUUUUGCAUAGCUCCAGAGGGACAAAGUUCAAUUCGGCUUUUCUUCGCAUCGUUAUUUCUUUUGCUCUCUCUUGUCGUCGGCGUAUUUGUUCACGCCUACUCGUCCGGCUAUGCGAGAGAAAACACGCUCGCGUAAAGUACAAAAACACAACAAAAAACAGCGGAAGAUCGGAGGAUGCUCUAGCAUCCAGACUAGCUGCGAAGCGAGCGGUGGAGCAAGCAGAUCUCAUCCGUCCUGGGCAUCACGUGCCAUGUUCUCCGAGUCGGACCUCCACAACCCUAGCCUGGACGCUCAAGUCGCGGCGGCCGUGGCCUACCAGAACAUCCGCGACCACGGCCUGAUGCGGCGCCCUCCGUACCACCUUCACCAUCACCACGACGUGGCCAACCCGCCCUUCUACCAAUUUGAAGACGUCCCGUUGCCCUGCUCCGCUGGAGUGUACGAACACUGCGGCAUCGUCGAGCCGGCGACUGCUGCGGCGGCGGCCUACCUGUACAACCCGACGUCGAUGGUGUACGACUACGGCAGCAGCUGUCCCGACUGCUGUGACCGGGAACUGGCCCUGUCGGACGCCGCCAAGUCGUCCGGAGACGACGCUACCUGUCCUGGCCGCAGACCGACGCGCAAGCGUAGCCUGUCCCAGGCCGAGCUGGAGCGUCGGAGGUCGCUGGCGAACCACCAGGAGAGGCGACGGAUGCAUCGACUCAACUCUGCCCUGGAUCGGCUGAGGAGUGCCAUCCCGUUGAGACUUCAGAGCGGCGGCGGCGGUGCUUCUAACUCGAGCAGUCCAAGUUCCAGGAGACUUUCGAAGAUAAAGACUCUGAAGAUGGCCAUCAGCUACAUCGGGGAGUUGCAGACGGUGCUGGGAGUCGCCGCCGCGGGUUCGGGACGGUGUUGGAACUGACGACGUGUGCUUCGGCGCAGGUCGAUUGAGUCGAUACUCGCAGUGCCGGAUUCGUUUCGUCGGCGGCACAGGCCAGCGGAGAGCUGGCAGACAAGCUCGAAGACAAGAUCAACCAAAUCGGACAGCGUA